UAAACUGAAGUGAAAUCACGAGUUGUGUUUUUCAAUAAACAUCUCGAAGUUUCUAUUUUUCAAAUUUUACUCUUUGUGUCCAAAUAUAUCAUUAGGUUGCAUUAAGCUUCUACAGUCAGUCAUAUUAAUUGCAUAUUGAGUCUUAUAUUUUAAAAAUUCUUUUACAAUGGUUGAUUAUAGCAAAUGGAAGGACAUUGAGAUUUCAGAUGAUGAAGAUGAUACCCAUCCCAACAUUGACACGCCAAGUUUAUUUCGAUGGCGUCAUCAAGCUCGUGUCGAACGUAUGGCUGAGUUUCAGCAUGAAAAAGAUGAAUGUGAUAGACUAUGUUAUGAGUCUGAAAGGAAAAUCAGUGAUUUAAAAGAAAAAAUUAAAUAUGCAGAAAGUAAUAGUGAUAUGAAUAUGGAUGAUCUACAAGCUGAACUUAAAAAACUAGAGGAAGAAGAUAAGAAAUUGCAAAAAAGAAGAGAGGAGCUCAGAAAGAAAGAAAAGUUGAUGCCAUGGAAUGUAGAUACUAUUAGUCAUGAGGGUUUUACUAAAACGGUUCUUAAUAAAGGUGCUCCUCCAAAAAAAGAAGAACUCACAGAAGAAGAAAGAGCUGAAAAACAGGCCAAGUUUAAUAAAGAGAAUGAAAAACUAUUGAAAAAAUUUGGUAUGUUCCAAAAAUAUGAUGAUAGUAAGAGUUUUCUUCGUGAGCAUCCACAUCUAGCAUGUGAAGAAACAGCAAAUUAUUUAGUUCUAUGGUGUAUUCAAUUGGAAGUAGAAGAGAAACACCAACUGAUGGAACAUGUAGCUCAUCAAUGUAUUUGUAUGCAAUUUAUCUUAGAAUUAGCCAAGCAUCUUAAUGUUGAUCCCCGUUCGUGUAUAACAUCAUUCUUUACAAGAAUUCAAAUGGCUGAUGUAGAAUAUAAAGAUGCUUUCAAUGCUGAACUUGAAUCAUUUAAAGAGCGUGUUCGAGAAAGAGCCAAAGCCAGAAUGCAGAAACUCAUUGAAGAAGCUGAAGAAGAAGAAAGGCAAAAAAGAUUAGGACCAGGAGGUCUGGACCCUGUAGAAGUUAUGGAAUCUCUUCCUGAACCUCUGCAGAAAUGCUUUGAAACCAAAGACAUCGAAUUACUGCAGAAAACUAUAGCAUCCAUGCCAGAGGAUGAAGCUCGUUACCACAUACAACGUUGUAUUGAUUCUGGUCUUUGGAUUCCAGAUGCAAAGAAAGCAGAACAGGAAGCAGCAGAAGCAGCAGCAAAAGAAGAGUCUUAGAUAUAGAACAUUUUGAUUAGCUCUGUGUUGUUCUAUUUGGAAAUAAGACAUUUGCUGAAGCAAGUUAUUUCACUUGUUGAUUCUUCCUUUGCUGCAUCAUUUUUAAUAAAUUUUAUCUCACUAUUAGCUGCAGGUCUCGGUCUUUAGAGUAUUUGGAAAACUAAACAAUGAAGAAGUUAACCUGUUGCAUUGUUUUCUAAAACAUACUUGUUUUAAAUGAAUUAGUUAUUAAUAAAAGAACAAAAUAUAUAUUAGAACUAUUUUCAUAUGUUAGCUAUUUUUGUUAUAUAUGACAAAAUAUAAUAAUUUGUUAUAUAUGACAAAAUAAAUAUAUAUUGUUUACAAUUGCAUUAUUUUGCCAUUAGAUAACAUUCAUGAACUGCAUAAUGAAAAUGCCAGUUUGUUUGUUGAAUUUUUUUAUAAAAAUUAUCUGCUAUACACAAUCAUUUUAAAUAAAUAUUUUGUAAAACUAAGCUAUUAUAUAAUUUUUCAUUUAAGUGUUGUAUUUUAAGAAAUGAUAGAGCUUUUGCUCAUUCCCCCCCCCCCCCCCCAAUAUUUCUAAUUAUUUAACCAUUUUUUUUUUUUCUUUUCUUUUCAAUUUGUUUGUUUCAACUCAUGUUUUGUAUUAUGUGUUACAAUUUUUUUCUGUUUGAAAUUAAACCAUUAUACGUUGGUUGUUUUAAGCUUAUUAUUCAGUUUUGUUAUUUUGAAAUGUACCAUUACUUUAUUUUUAAAAAAUGUCCAUGGGAAUUAUUGAUAUUUCUUAAAUGUUAAUUCAUGACCAAUGUCUUGAAAUGAGUCAGGUAGAACACUUUCAUGAACAGUUAAUGUAUUUGAUUAACAUUAGAGCUUUGUUGACAGCAAAAUGAUCUAUGGACUGUAUAAAGUAUCUCUUCAUAUGUUAACAAUGAAAUGUUAAUUUCAUGUUAGCAAUGAAAUAACUGUUUAUUAACAAUGAAUAUUAAAGCAAUAUAAAAUGUAUCACAAUUUCGUCUAGUUUUUUAUUAAAAGAAUGCAAUUAAAAAUAUUUAGAAGCCAUUGAAGUUUUUCUUUACUGUGCUUGUGUCCAUGAAAUUUUUUUAAAUAUUGGCAAUAGUUUUUUUAACUCUUAUAAAUAGUUCUUUUUAGAUAUAAUUACUACUUAGUUGAUUUUUUAUGCUGUUCACAAAUUAUUUUAUUUAUGUGUAUAACUGACAUGGAAGAAUCUUUGUUUCUCUUUCAGACUCAUUCAUUUCUCAGAACUUUAAAUAUUCAUUGUCCAGUUUAUUUGAUUUACUUAAUGUUUUGUUGUGUUAUCUUUUGCUUUUAAAUGCUUUAAUACUGUUUGACCAUCUCUUCAAGUUCCACAUCAGUAGCUUGAGUAAUUUAGCACAUAAUAUUUUUAAUUUUAUCACCUAAUUAUAUUAAAUCAAUAAUUUUGACUCUUCUCUUCAGAUCGAUAUUUUUAGGUGGUUGUAAGUUGAUUAGAGAAUUCCUUAUAUUCUCCAUCUUGUAUAUGAUAAGGAGUGGAAUUAUUCACAAGGCAUUAAGGAAAAGGGUGCCAUAGCUCAGUGUAAAAUAUGGAUAUUUACAUUUAUUAUACCUUACCUUGUAAUUAUUGAUGAGCUGUAGAUGUUUGAUUUAUGCGUAAUUGAUUUAACUGUAUGUAUCUGCAGUGGUAUAACAUACUGUUAAAAAUCAUUUACUUUCUGCCAAUCUGACUAUAGUUACCAAUUUUUUCAAGCAUUUAAUAGAAACUAUAUGCAAGUUAUUUUUUAUAUAUACUAACUGCCAUUGAUGUCCAGGCUGGUUUACCUGGAAUAUUUGUUGUAUUAAAUUUUGAUUAAAUCUCUUUUCCAUAA
Argiope bruennichi is the source of this 3093-nucleotide messenger RNA. RefSeq names its product hsp90 co-chaperone Cdc37-like (gene Cdc37). Gene Ontology annotation, cellular component: cytoplasm. The transcript is spliced from 10 exons. NCBI's taxonomy places the organism in Eukaryota, Metazoa, Arthropoda, Arachnida, Araneae, Araneidae. The coding region runs from base 167 to 1252 and encodes 361 amino acids. The record is from RefSeq and is a predicted model, not a curated record. Gene Ontology annotation, biological process: protein folding; protein stabilization. Gene Ontology annotation, molecular function: heat shock protein binding; protein kinase binding; protein-folding chaperone binding.